Orycteropus afer afer is the source of this 879-nucleotide messenger RNA. Lineage: Eukaryota; Metazoa; Chordata; Mammalia; Tubulidentata; Orycteropodidae. The record is from RefSeq and is a predicted model, not a curated record.
AUGGAGAUGUGCCCAGGAGGAGGGGGAGAGGCCCAGGAGGGGCGGUGUCAUCACCCCGACAGAAUUCAGAUCAAAUACGGGAACAUCUGGAGCCAGCGGCACGGAGUUUUGGGGGGCAGGUCCGAGGAAUUCCUCCUGGAAGAUGGAGAAUCCGUCUCUGAGGUGUCUGGCAGCCACGAACUCUGCCUGAGGCAUAUCACCAUCACUACCAGCAAGGGGCGCUACAUGCAAUUUGGCUGGCCAGGAAUCUACAAAUUCCGGGCCUUACCACCACAGCCGUCGAUGGAGGUCGGCUCCAUCAGUGGCCAGAUAGGGGUCAUCUGUAUCACAAGCAUAGGCUUCAACUGGAUCCAGACCCCGACUUCAACCACACCCAAGCCGAUGCUGCUGUCCUUGCUGUCCUUGGCCCUUCUCGUGGGCUCCGCGUGCAGCACCCAGAGGAUUUUUGGUUACGGCGGGGGCUCCUCCUUCCUCAUCCAAGGACACAAGGACCAGAGGAUCACAGGCGUGAGGGUUUUCAUGGAAUGGAUUGUCAUCAAAGGAAUUCAGAUCAGAUAUGGGAACGUCUGGAGCCAGAGGCAUGGAGUUUUGGGGGGCAGGUCCAAGGAAUUCCUCCUGGAAGAUGGAGAAUACAUCUCUGAGGUGACUGGCAGCUUCGAUCUCUGCCUGAGGCAUAUCACCAUCAUUACCAGCAAGGGGCGCCACAUGCAAUUUGGCUGGCCAUGGAUCUACAAAUUCUGGGUCUUACCACCACAGCCGUCGAUGGAGGUCGGCUCCAUCAGUGGCCAGAUAGGGGUCAUCUGUAUCACAAGCAUAGGCUUCAACUGGAUCCAGACCCCGACUUCAACCACACCCAAGCCGGUGCCCUCAGCCGUUUAA